AGGUACCUGCCACGGAACCCAAAAGAGUGAAUUUCAACAAAAAUUGGGGGAUCUUUUUACGAAAAGUUCACCUUCUGCGCGGUCCUCCUUAGUUCCCCAUCUCCCUCUCUCCCCUUCACCACUACCCUAGCUGCCCGCUCCCACCCACGGCAGUGCGCGCCAACCUCUGCUUUGUCUAAUUGACUGUUGUUCUCUUGCACCAGCAGACAAGCUUCGCCAUAUUCACAAUGGCCGACACCAAGCAGGCACCUGCUGCGGCAGCAGAUACCAAGACCGAGACAAAGACUGAGACCAAGACCCGUCCUACCUUGCCUGAUGAGGCCGAAUACCAGAAGAAGCUGAAGGUUGCCGAGAAGGAGCAUAAGGAUGCUCUCGAUCAGCUGAACGCCAUCAAGGCCAAGAUCGAUAUCGCCAUGCCCAACAAGAACAAGGAGCAACAGUCCCCCACUCAGAAGCGCCGCGCCGAGCUCAUUGCCCAGGCCAACGAGAUUCGUCAGAAGCAGGGCGCCGGCAAGAACGCCCGUACCUCCAAGCUUGACCAGAUCAAGCGCCUCGACGAGCAGCUCCGUUCCCGCAUUGCCGAGCAGAAGACUGCCCGCUCCAAGGUCAACUACAAGAGCGUCGAGGAGGUCGACCGCCAGAUCGAGAAGCUCGAUUCUCAGGUCAACUCGGGCACCAUGAAGAUUGUCGACGAGAAGAAGGCCCUCGCCGAGAUCUCUUCUCUCCGCAAGCUGAGGAAGAACUUCUCCCAGUUCGACGACUCGCAGAAGCAGAUUGACGACCUCAAGUCCAAGAUUAAGGAGAUCAAGGACUCGAUGGAGGACCCCGAGGCCAAGGCUAUGUCUGAGCAAUACAACAAGAUCCAGGCCGAGCUGGACGCCAUCAAGGCCGAGGGCGACGAGGCCUACAAGAACCUGUCCUCGCUCCGUGACGAGCGUUCGAGGCUCCACAACCUUCAAAACGAGAAGUACCAAGCCGUCAAGACUAUUAAGGAUGAGUACUGGCAACAGCGCAAGGCCGCCCAGGCCUACGAGCGUGAGGCUCGUGAGAAGGCCCGCGAGAGAAGAAAGGCCGAGCAGGACCGUUACCACAAGGAGCGCAAGAAGGCUGAUGCCGAGAAGUUCCUCGCUGAUGCCAGUGACCCCGCCUACCUGGAGGAGAUUCGUCGCGCCAACAGCCUGCUCCAGUUCCUCGACCCCACCCACAAGGUCGAAAAGGCCCCUCUCCAGGCUGACAGCGGUCUCAGCGCCCAGGCUUCGCGUACCGUUGAUGACUCCGGUCUCAAGGGCAUGAAGAUUGUUUCCAAGAAGGACCGUGAUGAUGAGCUGUUCCCCGCCGUCAAGAAGGGGAAGAAGGGCAAGAAAGGCGGCGCAUCCGAGGAGAAGGCCGGCAAGUUCAACUGCCCGCCCUCUGUCGUUGAGGACUGUGCUUUCCUGGGUAUCGACCCCCCUAUGAGCCAGGCCGACGUUCCCGCCGUUGCCGAGAAGGUGAAGGCCAAGCUUGAGCACUGGAAGUCUGACCAGGAGGCCCAGACUCAGCGCAACAUCGAGAAGGCCAAGAAGCAGCUCGAGAAGCUCGAGGCCGACGAGGCUAACGGUGUCACCAGCAACGGCGACGCGGUCGAGGAGGUCACCAAGGAUCUUGAGGAGACCUCCGUCGAGGAGAAGGCAUAGUCAGACGACUCGCCGAUCCCCCUAUUAGUUGACUGUACCCUUGCCCACGUCCCAUCGGGCUCUUUUGCUAGUCCUGGUCUCCUCUCCCGUUGCGCCCUCAACGGCGAUGUUAAAAACUACAAACGCAAAAGGUCUAAAAGAGACGACUGACUCCCUCAAUAUACGCACACACGAAACCAACACCCUUUGCAUAAACCAAGAAAACUCAGAUCACGGGGGACGCUUAACCUUUUUAUAAAACUCUCUGGCCCGUCUUUGCGUCAUUUCUAGCCCGGCCCUUCGAGGCGGCUUUCUUGUACUUAUAAGCAUCCCCCCAAAACCUAGUCCCAGCCAAAAAUGAGAGGUGAAAGAGAAGAAGCUUCUUCGGUUUUCCAACCAGAGGGCGCCAUGAAGAACCUUUCAUGAAUAUGCUCUCAACAUGCAUCCAAUGUAAGUGGACGAAGGUCACUGAAUUGAUUGAAAACGCUCGUUUGUUUCGUUCUAGUUCGUCACGAUGUCUCACAACAGCAAGCUCAGAGGCCACAAAAUUCCAAUUGUC
This is a messenger RNA of Colletotrichum destructivum, 2211 nucleotides long. Its product is annotated as Putative nuclear segregation protein Bfr1. The record is from RefSeq and is a predicted model, not a curated record. The transcript has 3 exons. Gene Ontology annotation, biological process: intracellular mRNA localization. The coding region runs from base 228 to 1673 and encodes 481 amino acids. Gene Ontology annotation, molecular function: mRNA binding. Gene Ontology annotation, cellular component: endoplasmic reticulum; nuclear outer membrane-endoplasmic reticulum membrane network; ribonucleoprotein complex. Lineage: Eukaryota; Fungi; Ascomycota; Sordariomycetes; Glomerellales; Glomerellaceae.